UCUAUUUUAGUCCUUGGAAAUUUAGAUGCUCGUUGGUGCAAGCAAUAAUUGAAUAACAUAGAUUUCAAAAUGUAUUUUGCCGUUGUAGUCAGCCUGUUAUGAGUUUGAAACGUAGCCGUUAUGUCUGGGGAAGCACAGGCGACUAUGUUAUUAUUAUUAUUUUUUAGAUAGAAUGACUCCACAACCAACAUUAAAAACGAGUGCUGAGGGGCUUAUUGUUGCAAACUUCCCUAACUUGCCUGACGACAAAUAUGUCCGCGGGGAUUCCCCCAAGGGCGUAGGUUUGAAAGGUAGCCGUUUAUGUCAGGGGAAACACAGGGGAUUUCAUGUUGUUAGGGGAGUUUGAGCCCGAUUUACUAUAUACAGGCAAGUUCAACGUUGUGUCCUGUUUCGUUCACGGUAGUCUGAAACAUAAGUAGUAUACGAGCUAACUAGCGUUCUAACGUUUCACUUGUGUAUUUAGUUUGACGAGCCUAUAACAACACAGGAGCCCUUGCAUUCGUAUGUAGACUACACCUCUUCGUGAUGGAAAGGAGAGCAAGAAAUUGCCAAUUACAAAGCCAUUCGGACUCGAGUUUGGUCUAGGAAAACUUCACAGGCAUGCUACCUGUGCUCCCUCUUGAUGUCCUGGAGGAGAUGCUCCUAAAUGUCCCUCCACAGCAGGUGGUGUGUGUCUGUCGACUUGUGUGUCGUGAGUGGAAAGAAGUGGUGGACAGUGAUUCUCUUUGGAGAGAGAGGUGCCGAAGAGAAGGAUACCAGACAUAUGUGACUAAACUACCUAAAGACUGGCGUUUGUUUUACUUCUUGUGUAAGAAGAGACGUAAUCUUCUCAAGAACCCCAGAGCAGAUGAUAAAUUCAAGGGCUGGCAAAUUAUGGAGAAUGGAGGGGAUAAAUGGAAAAUAGAGUCAGUGGAAGAAGUGCCGCUUCCUGACAACACUGUCCAAAAGUACUUUGCGACUUCUUACUCGACCUGCAGGAAGUCUCAGCUGAUUGACUUGGAGAAAGAGGGUUACAGGCCUUCUUUCAUGGAUGACUUUCAACCCGACAUCAUUAUAUCUGACUGGUAUGCUCCACGCUGGGACUGUGGCUCUGAAUAUGAGAUCUGUGUUGAGUUGCUAAAUCGUAAGAAGAAGCCAAUUAAGAAGUUUAGUCCAGAUACUGUUGUCUUUCAACAGUGGGAUGAUCAUAAAUGGAAUCAGAUGACUCAUGUGUUCAAGAAUUAUGGCCCAGGUGUGCGUUACAUCCGAUUCAUUCAUGGAGGAAAUGACACUCAGUUUUGGGCCGGCUGGUAUGGAAUUCGGGUCACCAACAGUAGCAUCGAGAUCUGCCCAUCGGUGGACAGAUAGAUUUCGGUGUUCACAUUUACUCUCCUAAGAGGUUACAUUUGAAUGUUUUUUGCUGACCUGCACGCUUUGAAACCUCUCUUAGUGUAGUGAACAUCAUUCUGUCUUUUCAGCCUUAGGCAAUAGACAUACUGAUGUUUCUCUGUGGAUAUACAUCAUUCUGUAUUUUCAGCCUUAGGCAAUAGGCACACUGAUGUUUCUCUGUGGAUAUACAUCAUUCUGUAUUUUCAGCCUUAGGCAAUAGGCACACUGAUGUUUCUCUGUGGAUAUACAUCAUUCUGUCUUUUCAGCCUUAGGCAAUAGACAUACUGAU
Molecule: messenger RNA, 1657 nt
Organism: Oncorhynchus gorbuscha (pink salmon)
Lineage: Eukaryota; Metazoa; Chordata; Actinopteri; Salmoniformes; Salmonidae
Product: F-box only protein 6-like
Exons: 6
Coding region: 601-1347 (248 amino acids)
Biological process (GO): SCF-dependent proteasomal ubiquitin-dependent protein catabolic process; glycoprotein catabolic process
Cellular component (GO): SCF ubiquitin ligase complex; cytoplasm
Molecular function (GO): ubiquitin protein ligase activity; protein binding
Source: RefSeq, a predicted model, not a curated record